GAGUAUGUGAAUGGAUCAGACGGGUAUCAGAAAUGGCAGGAUACACAUUAACACAAACUGUGGUAGAAGAGCAGGGCCAGGGACAUUAAUCAAUCCAUUGCUGUCCAGAGCUUCACUACACGAGCAGCAGACCUGUGGAGCUCUCAUUACAAAUCUGGAGACUGGAGAACAGCAUUCAGAAUUGUUCUGGGUCUGUUUGCAUGGACAUUAAAAAUUUAUUUGUCGCUGUGAGGACAUACGUUUUGGGAUCUAUGCACUGGGUGUGAUCUGGACAGUGAAUGUGAGAAGAAACAUUUUCAGGAUCACAUUUAAGAUAGAGAGGAUUCAAAAUGGAAGAAGAGAUGAAAGUCAAAGAUCUCAGGAAAAGGGUGCCAUAUCACAUUCAGAGAGAUGUACUGGAUGAGCUCGGUGUUGACCAAGUUGCUGAGAAAUCGGAUUUUAAAAUUUCAGCAAAAGAAAAACUCAGAGAUGCUGUCAGGUGUACAGGCCCAAGGUUUAAGAGCUGUUUCCUAUCAUUUGUUCCUCUCCUGGCUUGGCUGCCACGAUACCCUUUUCGAGAAAACGCUAUUGGAGAUCUAAUAUCAGGAAUCAGUGUGGGAAUCAUGCACCUGCCGCAAGGUAUGGCAUAUGCUUUGCUGGCAGCAGUCCCUCCUGUUUUUGGUCUGUAUUCCUCCUUCUACCCCAUUCUCAUCUACUUCAUAUUUGGAACAUCUAAACACAUUUCUGUGGGUACAUAUGCAGUUAUGAGCGUUAUGAUUGGCAGCGUGACAGAGCGCUUGGCUCCAGACUCAGACUUUGUGAUACCAGGCAAUGAUACCAACAGCACCAUCUUGGACAUUGUCAGCCGUGAUGCAGAGAGGGUCAAGAUUGCGGCCACUGUGACUUUCUUAUCUGGCAUUUUCCAGUUGCUCCUCGGCUUGGUUCGGUUUGGUUUUGUGGUAACUUAUCUCUCAGAGCCAUUGGUGAGAGCUUAUACAACAGCGGCGGCCAUUCACGUUAUCAUCUCCCAGCUCAAAUAUUCCUUUGGCAUCAAUCCACAGCGGUAUAGUGGACCUUUGUCUCUUAUAUAUACAGUCAUAGAGGUUUGUGCAUUGCUUGGACAGACUAAUAUUGGUACUCUGGUAGUUAGCAUUGUAACCAUCAUAGGUCUGGUUGCUGCAAAGGAACUUAGUGCCUUGGCGGCGCGUAAAAUCCCUAUUCCGAUUCCUGUUGAGCUGAUCACUAUUGUUAUUGCUACUGUGGUGUCAUGGCAGAUGAAUUUGAAGACUAAAUAUGGUGUUGAAGUGGUUGGAAAAAUCCCAUCAGGUCUGCAGGCUCCUGUGGCACCCGCGGUCUCACUGUUGGGUUCAAUGGUCGGAGAUGCUUUUGCACUGGCUGUUGUUGGUUAUGGAAUUGCUAUCUCACUGGGUAGAAUUUUUGCCCUCAAAUAUGCCUACAAAGUCGACAGUAACCAGGAACUCAUAGCGUUGGGUCUGUCUAACUCCAUUGGAGGCUUAUUCAAUUGUUUUGCUAUCAGCUGCUCUAUGUCUCGCAGCAUGGUGCAGGUCAGCACAGGGGGAAAGUCACAGGUGGCUGGAGCGAUUUCUGCUCUGGUAAUUCUGGUGAUCCUGUUAAAGAUUGGUGAACUAUUUGAGGAGCUGCCAAAGGCUGUGCUGGCUGCUAUAAUCUAUGUAAACCUGCAAGGCAUGAUGAAGCAGUUUGGAGACAUCAGCUCUCUCUGGAGGACCAAUAAAGUGGAUAUGGUGGUGUGGGUGAUGACUUUGAUCUUGACACUGUUGUUUAAUCCUGAUAUGGGACUUGCUGCAUCUAUUGCCUUCUCCAUCCUCACUGUCGUCUUCAGAACUCAACUACCAAAAUACUCUAUUCUUGGCCAGGUUCCUGGCACUGACAUCUACAAACCAAUAGAGGACUACAAUCAGGUGAAGGAGAUUCCUGGUAUAGUGAUUUUCCAUUCAUCUGCAACAUUGUACUUUGCCAAUGCUGAAAUGUAUAUUGAUGCACUCUAUGAAAAGACCGGGGUAGAUGUGGCUAAACUUCUCUCACACAAGAAAAAACUGGAAGCGAAGAGACUCAGAAAAGAAAAGAAAGCUGCAAAGAAAGCUAAGAAAGAGGCCAAGAAAAGAGCUAAAGAAGCUGUUAAAGCUGCUAAGGGGGAGGAACCACAAUUUUCAGACACAGAUGACAGUGGGGAAGAAGCAGAGGCAAACGGAGAUGUGCAUAAAUUGUCAGUCAAAGAACCAAAGGAUGUGGCUGCUGUGGAAGCGGGGCCUGACCCUGACACUGACACCACGCUGCCAAGGGCAAUUAUUCUUGACCUGAGCCCUGUCAACUUCCUGGAUACAGUUGGCGUGAAGACUUUACGCAAUAUCUAUAAGGAUUAUGGAGAGGCUGGUGUACAGGUGUACUUCUGUGGCUGCCAGAGAGGUGUUGUAGAGAGUAUGGAGAAAGGCGAUUUCUUUAACGAGAAAGUAACUAAAUCGAUUCUCUUCUCAUCUGUACAUGAUGCUGUUCUUUACUGUCAACAAGGAAACAGUGAGGAGGUUAUGCAGGGAACACAUUUGUAAAUCCAAACACCAAACAUGAUACGGAACACAGAGCUGGAUUGUUAUUUAUUGUGUAUUUCAUCAUGGGGAAGAAUAAAUUAAGGAGGUGAUUUGAUGAAUAAUUUCCUUUUUUUGUUUGUUUGUUUGAAUAAUAAACAGACACUCUUUUGAAUGUGAAAUAUCUUAAAAUUGAUCUGCCAUAUAAUGUUAUUGUGUAAGACAAGUCAACUGUAAAAAAAUUCACUUAGUUGUGAAA
Carassius carassius (crucian carp) is the source of this 2799-nucleotide messenger RNA. RefSeq names its product solute carrier family 26 member 6 (gene slc26a6.2). Gene Ontology annotation, molecular function: secondary active sulfate transmembrane transporter activity; chloride transmembrane transporter activity; oxalate transmembrane transporter activity. The transcript has 19 exons. Gene Ontology annotation, cellular component: membrane. NCBI's taxonomy places the organism in Eukaryota, Metazoa, Chordata, Actinopteri, Cypriniformes, Cyprinidae. The record is from RefSeq and is a predicted model, not a curated record. The coding region runs from base 330 to 2564 and encodes 744 amino acids. Gene Ontology annotation, biological process: transmembrane transport.